AUGCUUCUCCUGCUAGCAAUCUUCACACCCUUUUUCCUCGCCAUCACCAUAGAGAGCACCUCGAUGAUCUGCUCCUCCAACCUAUAUGGGCGACCUUCAGCUUCUGACAGCACAGCAGUUGCUCAAGCGUUACCGUUUGCCAAAACAGAUCCCGAUGGCCAGAUGGACGCAGGUCGUAUCUUUGCAGAGCCGGCAUUCUUCCAGCCACGGUUCAGCGCACUCAAGAAUACUUGGCCGCGAGACAUGGUACAGCUUCCGAUGAUUUGGCGUUUCAACAUCUUCAGAGACCCUUACGUCUCCGUCUACAUCUACGAAGCGGGCUCCCCUUUCGAAAAUGUCAUGAAUCAGUAUAUGAUCACUGGCAAGGGUAUCAAUCCUUUCAACCCAAGGGGCCUUGGUGCGGAAGGCAUUGCGUUGAAUGCGACGGUAGCUGGCGCAACAUUGGGUGGCAACGCUGUACUGACAGCAACGGAAGUUGGCUCGGUACCGACGAAUAUAUUGCCUGCGGUGACUGGGAUGAGUGCUUUGAGUGUGGAGUUGGAGAUUGGGUCGCGAUGA
Molecule: messenger RNA, 558 nt
Organism: Letharia columbiana
Lineage: Eukaryota; Fungi; Ascomycota; Lecanoromycetes; Lecanorales; Parmeliaceae
Exons: 2
Coding region: 1-558 (185 amino acids)
Source: RefSeq, a predicted model, not a curated record